This is a messenger RNA of Onthophagus taurus, 1675 nucleotides long. The record is from RefSeq and is a predicted model, not a curated record. Lineage: Eukaryota; Metazoa; Arthropoda; Insecta; Coleoptera; Scarabaeidae.
AAAUGCUUUAGUUUCGACCCCACCGCUAUUAGGAAGCGAAAACAACAUCUUAAACAAUUUAACACCAAGGAGAAACUUGAGGAACUUACGAAGUGAGUCUUAUAUAGAUAAUUUAUCGGUAAAUACAUCAAAGACGUUGUUAAAAUGCAAUAAAAUCCGUUCGAAUUCGAGCACUUCCAAGUUAAGAUCACCGGGAAUUGAAAAAACCCCAAUAACCGUCGACGUAGCCACCCAAACGGUUCGAUUUGAACCAAUCAAAAUCAAAGAAGAUAAAAUCAAAAAAGAAGAAACCCUUUAUUUAGGAAACUGUAUAAAUAUAUUCGAAACGCCCAAGAUCUCCCAACACACCGAAUCGAAUCGAAAACGAUUCAACAUCGAAGAAUUAGAUUUGAAACGAUUAAAUUUGAAUAAAUUUCGUUGUAACAAAUUGAAAAAUUUGAGCGAAAUUUUAUUCUCGCCGAAUAACAGUGAGGGUGAAAUAUCGUUUCAGAAUUUGAUUGGAAAAGAGGACGUUUCGACGCCGAUUAUAAAUAAUUCCGAUUUGAACGAUCGGAUUAGGAGGAUUAAGAACUUGGAUGGUUGUGUUAAAGAAAAGGUGAAGAUUAAAAAGUUUGAUUCGUCGUCGUUGGUUACGAAAAAAAAGUACAAAAACGUUUCGCCUAAACUGAAAAAAUUGGAUAACGAUUCAAAGAGGAUCCCGAAGAGUUUUACGCCGCCGAGGAAACUGCAUUCGAAACAGAAUGAGAAUAUUUUGAACGUUUCCAAUGGAAAGUUGUUUAAGAAUAUUAAAAGGUUUCAUACUCGAUUCGUUUCGAGGUGGAUUGCGAAAAUCUCCGAGUUGUGUACUUGGUUAGGACUCAGUCUGAAAAAGACUUUGACAUAUCAAGAUAAAUUUAAGCCAAAAUCGAACUUAAAACCGAGUUGGUUUAGCGCCGAAAUAAAAAAUAACGUUGUUAUAACGAAGUGUAUCGACUGUGAAGAGCAAAAAACGAAGCUAUCGAUUCUCUCUACAAAAAUCGAAGUGUUAGAGCAAGAAUCAGCCCGAAAAAACGCAGAGAAUUCCGAAACCGUUGAAAAAUUAAACGGCGAAAUCGCCAAAAUCAAGAGCGAGUUAACCGAAAUUGAGAUGAUCAAGAAAAAAAUCGCCGAAUUAGAAGAGAAUUUGGCAAAGCGCAAAGUAACCCCGGAAGUUUGUGCUUUUAUCCCCCCGAUUCCGCCCCCUCCGCCUUGCGCGCCGCCUCCUCCACCUCCCCCACCCAUGAUGAAUCUUAACUUAGCUGUAGGUAAUAAAAAAAUUAGCGCCACGAAAAGAUUGGAGAAAAAAACGAACGAAAAUUCGAGACCUGUCAUUUCUUUGGAUGAUAUCUUAAAAGAGAAACCUUUAUCAGCGAGAAGACCCCAUCAACCAUUAAUAUCCGUCGAAAUGUUGAACCAAAUUAAAUUACGCCCCACCUCAAGACCCGAAACUCCCUCAAGUACUACAAGUUUAAAAGAAAAAACUCACGCCCUUUCAAUGCCUAACAGUCCCGGUACGAAUUUAUCGAAAAUUUUGAGUGCGGUGGACACAAAUGUGAGGCGAAUUAAAAGGUUAAAACGUUCGAACGGUUAUAGUUUAGACGACUUUUCUAGGAGGCGCGUCUUGAGACGUGAAUGGAGUGGUUCGGAUGAUACUUAG